ACCGACAACAACACCCCUUUCCCACCAACCUCCGAUUUGUCGAUAAGGUGAGCAUACACGACGUGCGGGGGAAAUUCUCGCCGAUUUUACGGUUUAUUGGAAAGUGCUGGUCUGACUAUUUUUUUCUUCUUUUCCGCUAUUAAGAUGGCCGCCGCCAGAAAGCAUAUCCCGAUUGUCAAGAAGCGGACCAAGAGGUUCAAUCGGUAAGGGACCCCCUCCACCUGCUUCUGCGAUUCGAACCCGAUUACGGCGAAGGGACAGAAUGAGCACGAGACUGACGUUACCACGAAAACGAUAGCCACCAGAGCGACCGCUACAAGACGGUCAAGGCGGCAUGGAGGAAACCCAAGGGUAUCGAUAACAGAGUUAGAAGACGCUUCAAGGGACAGGCCGUCAUGCCCUCGGUACGUUCAAACUCUCGGAAGGAAGGAAGGUUGGGGAGCUCGGGGAGGAUUGUAGUUUGAAGUAUAUGGUCGGAGUUCGUUAUCUGACGAUUGUAUAUUGGGGGGACUAUAGAUCGGUUUUGGAUCUAACAAGAAGACCCGCCACAUGAUGCCUUCUGGACACAAGGCAUUCCUCGUCCAGAACACCUCCGACCUUGACCUUCUCCUUAUGCACAACAAGACAUAUGCCGCCGAGUACGAAUCCUCCGGAAUCCGGUUAUAGCAUACAUAGCUAACUAGUAUCUAGGAUCGGCCAUGCUGUUUCAUCCCGGAAGCGUAUCGAGAUCAUUGCCAAGGCUAAGACAUUGGGCGUCAAGGUCACCAACCCCAAGGGAAGGGUUACUACUGAUGCUUAAACGGGUUGUUCUGGAGUUUUUUUUUCUUCUCCCCUUUCCUUUUUGUUAUCAUACAGGGAAUCUAAAAAAAAAAGUAAAAACUGGUCGGGUGAAAUUUACUGGGUGGUUUAUCUUCCGGCGA
Molecule: messenger RNA, 920 nt
Organism: Tuber aestivum (summer truffle)
Lineage: Eukaryota; Fungi; Ascomycota; Pezizomycetes; Pezizales; Tuberaceae
Source: the annotation of a GenBank genome assembly